AUGGCGAAGGCUCGUGGUAUUCACGUGAUGACUAAACGGCGGCAGUGCGGGCGGGAGGCACGGCCCGCCGCUCUAGCUACGGCUCUGGCUGAUCAAACAGAGACGUUGAACAUCUUCCAAGUUCGCGACCACGACUUGUCUUCGACCACCACAAACACCCGUACGGUAGCCUUCCUCGGCAAUCAAGACUUCGCUUGUUUUGAUUCUAGGAUGACAAUAAGAGAUGUCAUGAAGGAUCCGUUUGGUCCAUAUCCCGCCAGCCUGAUACUCUCCUCCGCAGCCUUGCCGCGAGCACUUACGCUAGAUUCAGUCGCAAUGCUGUUUGCAUCCUCUGAACGAAUCACCGGCUUGGAGGAAACUGAUACCAAAUCUUACGAAGACUUGGCAGAGGAUGUCCAUAUUUAUGGGGAGUUGGUAGUCGAGAAGCUGGACUGGUUUUCUGAAGCCGGUAUGGAGAUACUCGGAAAGGACUUGAGAAGACGAGAUAAGCGUCUAAAUCCCGGCAGCCAGGGUUACUUGACGUUACAACGCAUAAUUAGGGACACCAACAAGGACCUCACGGACGAACGGCGGUUGAAAGUUACUAUUCAGUGCAAGAAGGAGAAGCAAGCGGCUUUUAUGACCGCUGAUAAACAUCCUACUAGCCUGAUUUUAUACUGUUGGAUAUCUGAAAACAGGAUCGGAAAUUUGAUGGAGCUAAUCGUCAACUCUUUCGAGGCUCAAACUUACGAGAAGAGUCAUGUCUACCUUGAACGAUGGAGACUACUCGCUUUCGUCAAGCAAACGAUCAAAGAACAGCAAGAUCCACCAAAGGAAGACCGAACAAUCUACUGGCUCAUCCGUGCCAUGCGCGAACGUUAUAAACGAGACUCCGCAUAUCGCAGACUCAUCUUUGACCCCGAAGAAGCUACCGACAUUGAAGAUCUGGUAACGGGGAGAACGAAACGCAGACGCCAUCCUGUUCACCUCUCUAAAGCCGAAUGUGCCGAUAUUCUGGCUACCCAUGCGGAAUGGUUCCUCGCCCAACAACUAUUUACAAGCAGGAAGGAACACCAUCUCGUGAACCUGCGGAACUGGUACGACUUUUGUACGAAAUCGAAGAACAUGUGGCCAGACCGAUACGGGAGGGAGAUUGACAUGACGAAGUUUGGACACGACCGCCGAUGGUGGAGGGAAACCAUUCAAAGAGUGAUUUUCAAUCCUCAACCUCAGAAACCGAGAAUAGAACAGGCCAUUGACAUUGUUAUUUCCAAGGAUCAAGACAUGGAAGACGAUUCUCAAGAAUUCCUUGCAAAUUAUGAUCCCGAUUUUGCUGGAGACGAGUCCUCGGAAUAUUCUGAUUCCUCGUAUGGUGGUUCCCGUUCAUCGAGUCCAAACCCAAGUCGUCUUGCGGAAAAGGUCCCUUGGUACUGCUGGAAGGAGCCCAAAUUUCUAGAUUGGACUUGGGAGUGCCCUGAUGGCAAUUGUCGCUUCUGCAUUAAUCUGCGAGAUGUGAGGCACCCAGCAGCUGAUGGACGUAGAAUGUCAUUGUCACUGCAAGGCAAGAAGAUGAAAAAGGUGGUGUUCCCUAUAAUAGCCGAACACUACUCUGAACACAUGCAUCGGAAUGGUGUUCAUUUACGCACAGUUUCAACACGACCUCUGCGGACUGUUCUGGAGGAGUGGCCGCAGCCAGGAGUUCAGCCUCAGCCUCAGGCACACAUAGUUAAGGAAGAGGACAAUGACUGA
Molecule: messenger RNA, 1728 nt
Organism: Marasmius oreades (fairy-ring Marasmius)
Lineage: Eukaryota; Fungi; Basidiomycota; Agaricomycetes; Agaricales; Marasmiaceae
Exons: 7
Coding region: 1-1728 (575 amino acids)
Source: RefSeq, a predicted model, not a curated record